GUGAAGCUCCUCCAAUUGCAGUUCAUCAAUAAAUGCUGGAAUAUUCCCAUCAGUCUACAAGUGACGACGAGCAUCAAAGCAUCAUGAAGAAGAGAAAUCUGCAGAGACAGAGUUUAUUGAAGAACAGAGAGAACAUGAGAGAUCUAGAACCCUGCAGAAUGAACCACACUGAAGAACAAACAGAUCUAGUGGAGGAACCAAGUCAUGUCAAAACUAGAGUAAAAACUCUCUCACAGACUGAAAGAGUUUCUUUACGUAAAAGAAAAGUCAAGAAAAGUUUCACCUGCACUCAGUGUGGAAAGAGUUUCACAUACAAACAGAGUCUUGAGAUUCACACGAUGAUCCACACUGGAGAGAAACCUUACACAUGUGAUCAGUGCGGGAAGAGUUUCACAUACAAACAGAGUCUUGAGAUUCACACGAUGAUCCACACUGGAGAGAAACCUUACACAUGUGAUCAGUGCGGGAAGAGUUUUACAGCAUCAUCAAACCUUAAGAAACACAUGAUCAUCCACACUGGAGAGAAACUGCAUGAAUGUGAUCAAUGCGGAAAAACAUAUUCAUAUGCUUCAUACCUGAAGAGUCACCUGAAAGUUCAUUCAAAGGAGAAACCACAUUCAUGUGCUUUGUGUGGAAAGAGUUUUUCACAUCUGCAGAAUUUAAAAGUUCAUCAGAAGAGACACAGUGGUGUGAGAGAAUAUAUGUGCUUUGAGUGUGACAAGACUUUUAUUAGAGCUGAACAUUUGAAACAUCACGAGAGGAUCCACACUGGAGAGAAACCUUACAAGUGUUCACACUGUGACAAGAGAUUCAGUCAGUCAGCAAAUCUGAAAACACAUGAGAGGAUCCACACUGGAGAGAAACCUUACAAGUGUUCACACUGUGACAAGAGAUUCAGUCAGACAGGAGACCUGAAAACACAUGAGAGGAUCCACACUGGAGAGAAACCUUACAAGUGUUCACACUGCGACAAGAUAUUUUGUCAGUCAGGAUCUCUGCUUACACAUGAGAUGAUUCACACUGGAGAGAAACCUUACAAGUGUUCACACUGCGACAAGAGAUUUAGUCAGACAGCAUCUCUGAAAACACACGAGAGGAUCCACACUGGAGAGAAACCUUACAAGUGUUCACACUGCGACAAGAGAUUUAGUCAGUCAGGAUCUCUGAAAACACAUGAGAGGAUCCACACUGGAGAGAAACCUUACAAGUGUUCACACUGUGACAAGAGAUUCAGUCGGUUAGGAUCUCUGCUUACACAUGAGAUGAUUCACACUGGAGAGAAACCUUACAAGUGUUCACACUGCGACAAGAGAUUUAGUCAGGUAGCAUCUCUGAAAACACAUGAGAGGAUCCACACUGGAGAGAAACCGUAUCACUGCACUGUAUGAGGGAAGAGUUUCAGUUAUUUGUUUUCUCUACAGAGACAUAAAAUAAACAAUCACUUUAAAUAGUUUAUCUGCAGAUUAGGCUUGGGCGGUAUCCAAAUUUUGAUACGGUCAAACCUCCUCCCUAUUUUACCUCGGUAUACGGUAUUACCGUGAAUGAUUAAAGAAAUAUGACGAACGGCUGAGACAGCAUCACCAAACUGUUGUCUUAUGCCUAAACCAUUAAGAAACUGAAUACCAAACACUAAUACUGAAAUAAUAACAAAAUGACAUGCACAACUAUAUUAACAACUUUUAUUAGCAACAAAUAGCAAUAGUCAAACAUAAUUAAAUUAACAUAAACAUACAGAACAGUUUUUGCGCAGAGAUGCGCACACAAAUCAAUAAAAUCACUUGGGGUGUGCACAGAUUAUUAUAAUAUUGGUUCGGCUCUAAUUAUUCGACAAAUAAAAAUGAUAUUCGAAUUUCGACAUAUUUUUGCUUGCCACAAAGAAAAGAAAAAAGUCCACAAUAAAACCUAAUUCGGUUACUUUCUGUGAUUCUCCACGGCAUAUUUGAAGAUGUAUGA
Messenger RNA from Carassius auratus (goldfish), 1953 nucleotides. RefSeq names its product zinc finger protein OZF-like. The coding region runs from base 33 to 1388 and encodes 451 amino acids. Lineage: Eukaryota; Metazoa; Chordata; Actinopteri; Cypriniformes; Cyprinidae. Gene Ontology annotation, molecular function: RNA polymerase II cis-regulatory region sequence-specific DNA binding; DNA-binding transcription factor activity, RNA polymerase II-specific. Gene Ontology annotation, biological process: regulation of DNA-templated transcription. The record is from RefSeq and is a predicted model, not a curated record. The transcript is spliced from 2 exons.